CAUCGCAACAGCCUCAAUCCGUCCUCCUCUCCUCCGAUCCCCCUCUUUACUCGUCUCCUUCGCCAGCAAUGGCUUCCAAGUUCUUCCCCGCUAUCCCGCGGGUUGGCCGCCAAUUGUUCCACCAGAUUCCCAAGUCCCAAUGCAGACCGUUCUCGGCUGGCCCGCAACGUUACAGCGAUACACUUGCCGUGCAUCGCAACAAGCCUAACAACAACCCCUCUAUCCCUUUCAAGUUCUCCGAGCAGAACAUGAAACUCGUCGAUGAGAUCCUCAAACGCUACCCUCCCCAGUACAAGAAGGGUGCCGUUAUGCCCCUCCUGGACUUGGGCCAGCGCCAGCACGGCUAUACCAGCAUUAGCGUCAUGAACGAAGUCGCCCGUAUCCUUGAGAUGCCCCCAAUGCGCGUUUACGAAGUCGCUACUUUCUACACCAUGUACAACCGUGAGCCGGUUGGAAAAUACUUUGUUCAGCUUUGCACCACGACACCCUGCCAGCUCGGUGGCUGCGGUAGCACCAAGAUCCUCGAAGCUAUCCAGGAGCACCUGGGCAUCACUGCCGGACACACAACAGAAGACGGCCUUUUUACUUUCAUCGAGGUCGAGUGCCUGGGCGCCUGUGUCAAUGCCCCCAUGGUCCAGAUCAACGACGACUACUACGAAGAUCUCACGCCCGAGUCGAUCAAGACCCUUCUCACAGCCCUGAAGGAGUCCGCCACAGCUGCAGAGAGCGGCAAGGAAGUCAAGGUGCCCGCGCCAGGCCCUCUGAGCGGAAGACACACCUGCGAGAACAGUGCCGGGCUCACGAACCUGCAAAAUCCUGUGUGGGACCCCGAGACAAUGAUGCGGAAGGACGGUGCCUUGGAUCAGCAGGCUUAAUCAUGUUCAGUAUGAUAACUCGGUUUAACAAUUCAAAGUCUUCUGUUGCAGCUUGGUUUCCUUUUCCUUUCCAGUGGAAUCUUCGCAGUCUCGUCUAUGAUGAGAGAGAUUGUGAGGCGUCUUGACACUGCAUGAUUCCUAGAUAUCUACCAUGUACAGUACGUUAGUCUGAAGUUCCUUUGCUUGGCGGUAGACAGCAUGAUGGAAGAUCAUCUACCAUAGAUGUUUGCUAAAACAUCCCAACGAAGCUCCG
Molecule: messenger RNA, 1128 nt
Organism: Aspergillus novofumigatus IBT 16806
Lineage: Eukaryota; Fungi; Ascomycota; Eurotiomycetes; Eurotiales; Aspergillaceae
Product: complex I 24 kDa subunit family protein
Exons: 3
Coding region: 69-875 (268 amino acids)
Molecular function (GO): NADH dehydrogenase activity
Source: RefSeq, a predicted model, not a curated record